Molecule: messenger RNA, 2277 nt
Organism: Knipowitschia caucasica
Lineage: Eukaryota; Metazoa; Chordata; Actinopteri; Gobiiformes; Gobiidae
Source: the annotation of a GenBank genome assembly
AUGUCUUCUUCCCCCACGGCUCUGGAGCUUCAGCAGCGUGACUCCACCAAACCGACCCAGGACAGAGGCCUCUCCCCUGGCCACAGGACUCCCACCUACGGCCCCUGCUCCACUGGCCAAACUCAGGGGUGUGUGUCCUCCCCGUCCUCUGUCCUGGACCAUACCGUGUGCAUCCCGGCUCCGUAUGCAGACACUGGGCAGGACUACCGCCCUUCUGUCCCCCUGUCCUUCUACUACCCCUCCGGGCUCACUGACGCGCCCUUCUGGCCCUGCGCUGCACCACUGCUGUACCCAGAGCCCAGUGCCUGGAUCCAGGCCAAACAGUUCAGUUGCAACAGUUCAUUCCUUGGCUGCAGCUCCACCCUGUCAGCUCUGAAGUCUCCAGAGGAGGUCAGCUCGGGUUGGGCUCUAAAGUCUCCAGAGGAGGUCAGCUCGGGUUGGGCUCUAAAGUCUCCAGAGGAGGUCAGCUCGGGUUGGGCUCUAAAGUCUCCAGAGGAGGUCAGCUCGGGUUGGGCUCUAAAGUCUCCAGAGGAGGUCAGCUCGGGUUGGGCUCUAAAGUCUCCGGAGCCUCCUGUCCGGUCGGAGAUGCACCUCUGUGCCGUCUGCCGAGACUUUGCCUCCGGAUACCAUUACGGCGUGUGGUCCUGCGAGGGCUGCAAGGCCUUCUUCAAGAGGAGCAUCCAAGGUCACAACGACUACAUCUGUCCGGCCACAAACCAGUGCACCAUCGAUAAGAACCGCAGGAAGAGCUGCCAGGCCUGUCGGCUCAGGAAGUGCCAGGAGGUCGGCAUGAGGAAAUGUGGUGUACGGAGAGAGCGUUGCAGUUACCGCGGUGCCCGUCAUCGCCAUGGUAACCUGUCGGGGGGGCGGGGCCUGGUGCGACUGGGCUCAACCAAUCAGAGACAGUUUCACUUGGAGCCCCUCUUCACUCCAGUCACCCCACUACCCCAGGUCUCUCACUGCUACAGUCCUGGUCUGGGUCCUGGUCUGGGUCCUGGUCUCAGUCCUGCCCAAUUUGUCUUGAGGAUCCUGGAAGCAGAACCUCCUCAGGUCUUGCUGAUGGAGGAUCUACAGAAACCUUUCACUGAGACCAGACUCAUGAUGACGCUCACACAGCUCGCCGACAAGGAACUGGUCCUCAUGGUCAAGUGGGCCAAGAAGAUCCCAGCUCCCCUUCAGCGUGCCCCCUUCAGCGUCUCCCCUUCAGUGUCUCCCCUUCAGCGUCCCCCCUUCAGCGUCUCCCCUUCAGCGUCUCCCCUUCAGCGUCCCCCCUUCAGCGUCCCCCCUUCAGCGUCUGCCCUUCAGCGUCUCCCCUUCAGCGUCCCCCCUUUAGCGUCUCCCCUUCAGCGUCUCCCCUUCAGCGUCCCCCCUUCAGCGUCUCCCCUUCAGCGUCCCCCCUUCAGCGUCCCCCCCUUCAGCGUCUCCCCUUCAGCGUCUCCCCUUCAGCGUCCCCCCUUCACCGUCCCCCCUUCAGCGUCUCCCCUUCAGCGUCUCCCCUUCAGCGUCUCCCCUUCAGCGUCCCCCCUUCAGCGUCCCCCCUUCAGCGUCCCCCCUUCAGCGUCUCCCCUUCAGCGUCCCCCCUUCAGCGUCCCCCCUUCAGCGUCUCUCCUCCAGCGUCCCCCCUUCACCGUCCCCCCUUCAGAGUCUCCCCUUCAGCGUCCCCCCUUCACCGUCCCCCCUUCAGCGUCUCCCCUUCAGCGUCUCCCCUUCAGCGUCUCCCCUUCAGCAUCCCCCCUUCAGCGUCCCCCCUUCAGCGCCCCCCUUCAGCGUCCCCCCUUCAGCGUCCCCCCUUCAGCGUUUCCCCUUCAGCGCCCCCCCUUCACCGUCCCCCCUUCAGCGUCUCCCCUUCAGCGUCUCCCCUUCAGCGUCUCCCCUUCAACGUCCCCCCUUCAGCGUCCCCCCUUCAGCGUCUCCCCUUCAGCGUCACCUCCCCCUCCUCCCUCCCUCCCCCCUCCUCUGCCUCAGGUCUUAGGUCUCUCCUCAGGCUUCCUGGAGCUUCGCCUUUCAGACCAGAUCCACCUGCUGAAGUGCUGCUGGUUGGAGAUCCUGAUGCUGGGCCUGAUGUGGAGGUCUGUGGACCACCCAGGGAUACUCAUCUUCUCCCAGGACCUCAGACUCAACAGAGAUGAAGGCCAGUGUGUGGAGGGGAUCCUGGAGAUCUUCGACCUGCUCCUAGCUGCCACCUGCAGGUUCCGGGAGCUGCAGCUGCAGAGAGAGGAGUACGUCUGCCUCAAGGCCAUGAUCCUCCUCAACUCCAUGUUGCCGCGUACAGACUAG